GAAUGGCCAACAUGUACCUGACUGCAAGUUUUGGAGCCAGGAGCGGAGAUGGUUGAUGCGCGGAUGCCUGGGCGCCUAGAAUAGUUCCCCAAUCCUUCACGGAUCGCGAGAGACAUGAAGCACUAUUGAUGGCUGUGUAGGGCCACCUACCUGCCCGGGUACUAGUCACCUGCCCUCUUGUCCGCGUCCCAUGUGGACCGGCCAAGUGGAACACACAGCGGGCGCUUCACGGUAGCCGCAACCGCCCUUUUGCUUUGUGUUGCGCUUCACUCAUACCUCUCUGCUGCUUCAUCCGGGCACCAAAGACUGGUGCGUGCACCCUCAAAAACAACAAAUAACCUGAGCAGUUCAAUUUCGGGUUGGGUUAGGCUCCGCAACACGGCUGAGUGAGAGUCAGAAUGUCGGAGGGGGGCUCCUUCCCCGAGUGGUGUGCGCCAGCUUUCUCCAAUGAGCGAGGUGGCGCCGGCAGCAGGCCUGGUGUGGGUGGCGGCGAGGGUGUGACCCCGGCGGACUGGGGGAGGAAGGAGCACUGGACCUGGCAAGUGCGUGACAGAGCCAGAGAAUCAGCGCCAGAAGCAGGACCCAUAGAAAGAGCCCAAGCUCGACAGCGGAAGCACCUGUGAAAACGGAAACGGAAAUGAAAAUGAGGACGAAAAUGAAAAAAUAGGCGUAUUCUAUUCACAUUUGUUCAGUUUACAUCCUGUCCUAUCUCCUGUGAUGCCCUGGUUCCCUGACGCCUAACCGACUGUGUGCCUGCUCGUAUUUCC
Molecule: messenger RNA, 767 nt
Organism: Gaeumannomyces tritici R3-111a-1
Lineage: Eukaryota; Fungi; Ascomycota; Sordariomycetes; Magnaporthales; Magnaporthaceae
Exons: 1
Coding region: 399-623 (74 amino acids)
Source: RefSeq, a predicted model, not a curated record